Medicago truncatula (barrel medic) is the source of this 1730-nucleotide messenger RNA. Its product is annotated as ninja-family protein AFP1. The transcript has 2 exons. Gene Ontology annotation, biological process: signal transduction; response to abscisic acid; negative regulation of DNA-templated transcription. Gene Ontology annotation, cellular component: nucleus. Lineage: Eukaryota; Viridiplantae; Streptophyta; Magnoliopsida; Fabales; Fabaceae. The coding region runs from base 268 to 1488 and encodes 406 amino acids. The record is from RefSeq and is a predicted model, not a curated record.
UCUUCUUCCGUUUCCUCUUCUUCAAUCCUUUUGUUUUUGUUUCUUGCAUUCUUCCAUCUCUUCAGGUUUCUGAUUAAUCGGAAAAAUAUAUUUUCCUUGAUUGUUUCCUGUUUUAUCGGGAUGAUUUUUUUAUUGACUUAAUUUGAAAUUAUUUUUCCAUCAAUUUCAAUGUGAUCUGGGUCUAUUCUAUUCUUGGGUUUAACAUGUUAUGUUUCAUGGGUUUUGCUGAUUCAAAUAAUCAUUAUAAUAUUUUUGUUUCACUAUGCUAUGAAUGAUGAUAAAAAAUCUAUGAAGAUGGAUAAGUAUCCGAGAGAUCUGCUUGAGAGAUUCUUUGUAUCGACGACAACAACAACAACGAUAACACAGACACAACAAAUCCAGAACACACAGCAUCAUCAACAUCAAUAUCGUCAAUAUCUUCGUGAGAAUCAAGAAGAGGAAGAUGAAGAAGAAGAAGAAGAUGAAGGGAUUGAGUUGAACCUUGGUCUUUCAUUAGGUGGUAGAUUUGGUGUUGACAAACAUGCAAACAAUAAGAAGCUUACACGAUCUUCUUCAGUGGUUGGAACAAUGCCUUUGCUCCGGGAAGAUAUUGCCGCGGCCGCCGGAGUGGCUUCACCCACUCCGGCGUAUCCGACACUUAUCAGAUCAUCGUCGUUGCCAACAGAGACGGAGGAAGAGUGGCGGAAGAGGAAGGAGUUACAGACGUUGCGGCGGAUGGAGGCUAAGAGACGGAGGUCGGAGAAGCAGAGAGUUUCCAAGUCGGACAAAGAUUCCACCUCCACCGCCGCAGGAGCUACCGGUGGUGGUGGUUCGGAGGAAAUUGAAGGUUCAGGUGUAACAAUGGGGUUGAAUAGGUCAACGGUUGGUGCUGCACCACCACCUUUUAAUUGGGCUAAUGCAACAACAAAGCAAGUUGUUCUUGGUGAUGUUUUAGGAAAAGGGAAAAUUGGGGUUGGUUUUCAAGGAUUGUUUACACAACCAUCUUCGCAAGGUUCAGUAGAUUCACAAGGUGGAAGUUCUUCAUCAUUGUCUGAAAUGGAUAGCAAGCCUUUUCUAGGAUCAAGCAGUUGUGGUGAAAUAAGAAGCCCAGCUAGUAAUCAAUCCUUACAGGAAAGAAGCAGCCAGGACGCCGUUGGCUCAUCAGGAGGCCCAAAGACAAAUGAGAAUUUGACAAGAACAACUUCAAGAACCGAGGUAAUGGAAAAUGCAUCUAAGAGACCCUAUCAAACCCAAAAUAUUGGGAAGGAGAUUGGAACAAAUUCAGUGGAAGACAUGCCUUGUGUAUUUACAAAAGGGGAUGGUCCUAACGGAAGAAGAAUUGAGGGAAUCUUGUACAAAUAUGGCAAAGGGGAAGAAGUGAGGAUAAUGUGUGUGUGCCAUGGAAACUUUCUGUCUCCAGCUGAGUUUGUUAAGCAUGCUGGUGGUGGAGAUGUUGCACACCCUCUUAGACAUAUUGUUGUUAACCCUUCUGCUGCUCCCUUUUUGUGAUGAUGGGAGUCCCUUCAACUAUAGGGCUGUGUAAUAUAUUCAUUGUUGAAGAGAAGGAAUAUGUUAAUUAGUUUCAUAGUUUCUUUAGUAUGUGUACCUCCAUUUUGUUUUUUUGGCAAAGAUCUUGAGGUUUAAUUAAACAAUAUUAUAGAGUUAAUUGAUUCCCUUCUGGAAUGGAAUGUUUGAUAAGGUUCAUCCCUUUAAAAAAUUUAUCCACCAUAGCAAGAUUUAUCUCUUGAAAA